Molecule: messenger RNA, 1273 nt
Organism: Daktulosphaira vitifoliae (grape phylloxera)
Lineage: Eukaryota; Metazoa; Arthropoda; Insecta; Hemiptera; Phylloxeridae
Exons: 4
Coding region: 81-1079 (332 amino acids)
Source: RefSeq, a predicted model, not a curated record
UAAAAGAUAAAAUAUUAUUUUAUAUUGAGAUAUAUAUAUAUAUAUAUAUAUUUUGGUGGAUACAAUUUUAAUUGUUUUCAAUGAAAUUGCCUAAAAUUAGCAUUUUAAUACUCUAUGCAGUUGUGUUUAUGGAAGCAGAUUGCAAUAGUAAUAUUUAUUCGCAUAGUAAAACAAAUAUCAUCAAUAACAUUUGCCAAUACAAUGGUUGGCAACAUUUAACUGACAUAGAUGGUGUGCAAUAUCGUAAUGUAUAUUAUAAAUUAGAUGAUAUUUUUCAGACUGUCAAUCGCAAUAUGACCAAAAAAAAAAUACGUGCCGCUGUUUUAAUACUUGGUUGUGCAUACGCUAAUGAUUUAUAUAAAAUAUUCAUUAUGGUCAAAAAAUAUUGUUAUAUAUGUCAAAAAACUUUCAGUCAAAAGUAUAAUACCUAUGAAUGUGCAAAAGAUUUAUUGGGGAUAAUUAAGAAAAUAACUUUAUUGGCAACAGUCAUGAAAGGAUCAUUGAUUGCAUUGGAUGCGUUAUAUAAAACUUUAUCAAAUGACACAACAUACGAUUAUAUAUUAUAUUAUUAUUUGUCACAUUUACAGAAAGUUGAAUACAGUAUUGUUCAUUAUCCUCCAUCGCAAGAUAAACUAUCGAAUGAUUUAACAAUCUUAUCAAAUAUUGAAUCUGUUUUUGAUGAAGAGAAAAAGAAUAUUAAAAGUGAAAUAUUUAAUAAAUUUAAAGAAUGUAAAUUUAAACAAAAUAAAUCUCAUUCAAUACUGCAAGAAUUAGAGGGAUUUAAUUUUCAAAUUCUACAAAAUGAAAAAAAAAUCGAAUAUUUGAAUAAAAAUAUCAAUGAUGACAUUAAAAAUAUUGUUAUAGAAAAGUUUUACAAUUUAGGCUUCUAUUUUAACAUAGAUAUUCAGAUGAUUGAUGUACGAGUACCAAACGAAAUUACCAAUAAAAGAUUAAGAGAAAGACAAUUGUAUCGGUCACAUUUUAUCAGGAUAGAAAAAAAGAAAACUGCAACCGAAGUCACAGAAUUAAUGGAUUUUCUUAUACAAGUAUUAACUUCAAAUGAAAAUAUGCAAGAUUAAUUUUUGAAAACCAAGCUAUAGAAAAUGAAGAUAAAGUAUGUUUUAAUUUUAAAAGUAAUACUAAUUGUGAAACAAUUUAGCAUGAUAAACAUAAAUUUAUUUAUCAACAUUCAAAAUAAAGAUAUUUGUACUAAAGUUAAAAUUAUAUGUAAUAACAUAUUUUAUGAAAAAUACAGUUGUGUUGAUUUACAUUA